Messenger RNA from Phragmites australis (common reed), 2244 nucleotides. Its product is annotated as phenylalanine--tRNA ligase beta subunit, cytoplasmic-like. Gene Ontology annotation, biological process: phenylalanyl-tRNA aminoacylation. The transcript has 19 exons. Gene Ontology annotation, cellular component: phenylalanine-tRNA ligase complex; cytoplasm. The record is from RefSeq and is a predicted model, not a curated record. Lineage: Eukaryota; Viridiplantae; Streptophyta; Magnoliopsida; Poales; Poaceae. Gene Ontology annotation, molecular function: phenylalanine-tRNA ligase activity; magnesium ion binding; RNA binding. The coding region runs from base 153 to 1934 and encodes 593 amino acids.
UUUUGCCAAAAAAAAAAAAAAAAACACGGGCCCAAACCCAAAUCCCCCAAAGUCAGCACCAAUACACCCCCACCUGGGUUUUCGCUCGCCGCCGCCGCCGCCGCCGCUCGCUGCGGGCAAGGACAUCCCCGGCCGUCUCCGACGCCGCCGCAAUGCCGACGGUCAGCGUCGGCCGCGACCGUCUCUUCGCCGCCCUUGGCCGGACCUACACGCAGGAGGAGUUCGAGGCGCUCUGCUUCGAUUUCGGCAUCGAGCUCGACGACGUGACGACAGAGAAGGCCAUCAUCCGGAAGGAGAAGCACCUCGAGGACGACGGCAAGGUGGACGACGACGACGAGGUCAUUUAUAAGAUCGAGGUCGCCGCCAACAGGUAUGAUUUGCUAUGUCUUGAAGGAUUAGCAAGAGCUCUUCGUGUUUUCAUUGGGACUGAAGCGAGUCCUGUAUUCAAAGUUUCUUCCAGCCCUCGUGCUUCACUUCAGAUGCGUGUUAAACCAGAGACUUCACAAAUUAGACCAUACAUAGUUUGUGCUGUCCUGAGAGGGGUAACUUUUGAUGAAGCAAGAUACAACAGCUUCAUUGAUCUUCAAGACAAACUCCACCAAAAUAUUUGCCGGAAGAGAACUCUGGUUGCUAUUGGUACCCAUGAUUUGGACACUCUGCAAGGACCAUUCUCAUACGAGGCUCAACCACCACAAGAAAUCAAUUUUGUCCCAUUAAAGCAGGAGGAAAGCUUCAGAGCUGAUAAACUGAUGGAAUUUUAUAAAUCAGACAUGAAGCUGAAGAAAUUUUUGUUCAUAAUUGAGAAUUCUCCAGUGUACCCAGUUAUCUAUGAUAGCAAUAGGACCGUAUUAUCUUUACCUCCUAUCAUCAAUGGUGCACAUUCUGCUAUCACCCUGAAGACAAGGAAUGUCUUUAUUGAAUGCACUGCUACUGACCUUACAAAAGCAAAUAUUGUUCUGAAUACAAUGGUUACAAUGUUUACUGAGUACUGUGAGAAUAAGUUUGAAGUGGAACCGGUUGAAGUGGUAUAUCAUGAUGGAAGCAAAACUGUUUACCCUGAUCUUUCAUGUUACAAAAUGGAGGUGUCACUAUCUGAUCUUGUUGCGCCUAUCGGCAUUUCCCUGGACAAGAAGCAGGUUGUCUCCCUUUUGAACAAAAUGCAACUUCAAGCAGAAAUUUGCCCAUCAAAGGGGGAGCCUUGUAUUUCAGUGUCCGUCCCUCCUACAAGAAGCGAUAUUCUACAUGCUCGUGAUCUGGCAGAGGAUAUCGCUAUAGCUUAUGGGUAUAACAAUGUGCCAAAAUCAAAGCCAAAGUGUAUGACAAUAGGAGGAAGGCAACCAUUAAACCGGUUCUCCGAUAAAAUUCGUGCUGAGGUUGCAAGAGCUGGUUAUAUGGAGGUGCUUACCUUCAUCUUGUGUUCACAUGAAGAAAAUUUUGACAUGUUGAACAGGACAGAUGACAGAAGUAAAGCAGUCAUUAUUGCAAACCCCCGCACUUCUGAAUUUGAGGUUGUUCGUACUAGUCUGAUGUCAUGUUUAUUGAAAACUCUGAAACAUAAUAUAGACCAUCCAAGACCCAUAAAGAUUUUUGAAAUUGGUGAUGUAGUGACAUUGGACUCAUCACGCGAUGUUGGUGCCUCUAAUAAUCGCCGACUUGCAGCUUUAUACUGCAACAGGGUUUCUGGUUUUGAGGAAAUUAUGGGAUUGGUGGAUAGUAUUGUCAAAGUCGUGAGGGCUCAGCAUGUCAAUUUUGGCAAUAAUUACUAUGUUCCUACAAAUGAACCUGAAUUCUUUCCAAAGAGGCAGUGCAAAAUCAUUACGAGUGAUGGCAAGCAGGUUGGCUACUUAGGAAUUGUACAUGCUGAGGUGCUAAGGAAAUUCGGCAUUCCGGAUCCCUGCACCUUCGUUGAGAUUGACAUCGAGGCUCUGAUGUAGAGUGCCAUCCACAGUAAACCAAGGAAUGCUCGAACCCGAGAUCCACCGCGGGUCAGUUUUGUGCAGUAAACAUGCAUGGGGUACCCCACCAAGAACUACAGAGUAAUUAUUCAGGCUGGAAUUCCACAACGGGCUUCUCAUCUGAUUGGAAACAUUUGCACUUUCAUCUUUUUAUGUGUGACAUACUUUGACCAUGUUUCCAUUGUAAUACAUCACUUCCAGCACAAUCUUCCGUCAAAAGUUUAGCUGCUGUGUUUGUGUGAAGAAUUGCAUGUCGAAAGUUAAAACUAGCAUGACACUGGUUCUCUCA